AUGGCAUUAAACAUAUUACACCUACCAGGUUUAGUAUAUUGGAACGAAGAGAGUUCUGCAAUCUAGUUUUCUUGGCUUAGGAGGCAUAACGAUGUAACCAGUGUAAGGAACUUGUUUAAGCGUUAAGUGGUGUUUAGGUCUAUUUUUGUUUGAAGCGAUCGUGUUAUUUAUAUACGUUUGCGUUGUCACGCAUGAGAGGAACAAUAUUUUAUACUUUGGUGAUGAUGAUGGUGACAAUGGUGAUGAUGACGGUGACAAUGGUGAUGAUGAUGGUGGCAAUGGUGAUGAUGAUGGUGGCAAUGGUGAAGAUGAUGGUGGCAAUGGUGAUGAUGAUGGUGAAAAUGAUGAUAAUGAUGGUGACAAUGGGGAUGAUAGCAGUGAUGGUAGCAAUAGCAGUAGUGGUGAGGAUGGAAGUGGUUAUAACAGUGAUGGUGGUGAUGCUGGUGGAAGUGAUGGCAAUGAUUUGGGUGGCAGUGACCAAAGUCACAAAUUAUUGUUCCUAUAUGCAAAUACAUAA
Messenger RNA from Paramuricea clavata, 517 nucleotides. Lineage: Eukaryota; Metazoa; Cnidaria; Anthozoa; Malacalcyonacea; Plexauridae. The record is from the annotation of a GenBank genome assembly.